AUGUGCCGGUUGGCUGUUGAGCGUUUCGCCAAGGCAAGUGAUAAUGCCCUGAUUCUCACUGAUAUCAACCUCUCCACGCUCGAGACGACGGUCGCCAAACUCAAUCUUCUAGCUUCCCGCAUCUCUACGAAGCAGUUGGAUCUCUUUGACCGAACCGCUCUGCUCGAAGCAAUCAAGGGCGCCGCACUGGUUGUGCUUGGUGCAGGGCAUUAUACGCGCACUUCGGAACCCGUACUUACCGCGUGUCUGGAAGCAAAGGUGCCUUACCUUGAUUUUGAUGACGAUGUGGAGAGCACUCAAGCCGCUCUUGCUCUCCAUGAGCGUGCAAAGGCGGAAGGCGUGCCGUGCUACAUCGGAUGCGGCGCUUCCCCAGGCAUGUCCAACGUGAUGGUUCUUGAUGUCACUGCAGAGCUCGACACCGUCGACUCAAUCGACAUUUGCUGGAGUGUCAGCGACGGAAAGGGCAAAACCAGCAAGGCGGUCUUGGACACUUGA
Molecule: messenger RNA, 495 nt
Organism: Aspergillus udagawae
Lineage: Eukaryota; Fungi; Ascomycota; Eurotiomycetes; Eurotiales; Aspergillaceae
Product: saccharopine dehydrogenase family protein
Exons: 1
Coding region: 1-495 (164 amino acids)
Source: RefSeq, a predicted model, not a curated record